UCGCGGCGGGGCAGCGUGGGAGGAGGCCCAGAGGCGAGCUGGCUUUCUCCUGGCCACUCGCCGGGGUGAGGGGAAGCCGGAGGAUCCCGAGAGGAAGCGGAGGCGCGGGCUGGAGGGGGCCGGUUGCGUCGGCCUCCAGCAGGACUGACCGCGGGGAGGCCGGAAGGCCGGCGGAAGGCCGGAGCAUAUUUAAUGAAAAGCACCAUAGACUGAAAAAUCAAACAUGAGGGUAGCAGGUGCUGCAAAGUUGGUGGUAGCUGUGGCAGUAUUUUUACUAACAUUUUAUGUUAUUUCUCAAGUAUUUGAAAUUAAAAUGGAUGCAAGUUUAGGAAAUCUAUUUGCAAGGUCAGCAUUGGACACAGCUGCACGCUCUACAAAGCCUCCCAGAUAUAAAUGUGGGAUCUCAAAAGCUUGCCCUGAGAAGCAUUUUGCUUUUAAAAUGGCAAGUGGAGCAGCCAAUGUGGUGGGACCCAAAAUCUGCCUGGAAGACAAUGUUUUAAUGAGUGGUGUUAAGAAUAAUGUUGGAAGAGGGAUCAAUGUUGCCUUGGCAAAUGGAAAAACAGGGGAAGUAUUAGACACUAAAUAUUUUGACAUGUGGGGAGGAGAUGUGGCACCAUUUAUUGAGUUUCUGAAGGCCAUACAAGAUGGAACAAUAGUCUUAAUGGGAACAUACGAUGAUGGAGCAACCAAACUCAAUGAUGAGGCACGGCGGCUCAUUGCUGAAUUGGGGAGUACAUCUAUUACUAAUCUCGGUUUUAGAGACAACUGGGUCUUUUGUGGUGGGAAGGGCAUUAAGACAAAAAGCCCUUUUGAACAGCACAUAAAGAACAAUAAAGAUACAAACAAAUAUGAAGGAUGGCCCGAAGUUGUGGAAAUGGAAGGAUGCAUCCCCCAGAAGCAAGACUAAUGGAAAUAUGGAGGAAAUUGAAGAAAACGCACUUUCACUAUUAAUGGGAGAGCUAGAAAGAAGAAACUACGUGUAAAUAUUUUAAGAGCAUGCAGCCAUCUCAGUGUGUGCAUGAGCAUUGUCUCUUUUGAUAUCAGGAUUAUUUAUUGCUAACGUAAAUAGAUAGCAUUGUAAAUAGUCAUCAUAAUGAGCAAAUCACUGAACCAUUUCUUAGCACAUUUUCCUAAAAGUACGAUGUUUAGACUUCAAUGGUAAUAACACAUUUUAAUUCUAAAAGCAUUCCCAGUGGAUAACUGAAUAGGUUGUGAUAUAUAUACUGGUUACUAUGAAACUCUAUCAUGGAAUAAUACGGAUUUUAGGGAAGAGACUUUGUUUUCUUUUAUACAUAUAUAUGUUGCCUUGUGAUGACAAUAUCUUUUAAAUUAAAAAGAGAUUUGGCUA
Molecule: messenger RNA, 1348 nt
Organism: Propithecus coquereli (Coquerel's sifaka)
Lineage: Eukaryota; Metazoa; Chordata; Mammalia; Primates; Indriidae
Gene: FAM3C
Product: family with sequence similarity 3, member C
Exons: 10
Coding region: 224-907 (227 amino acids)
Source: RefSeq, a predicted model, not a curated record